Molecule: messenger RNA, 1368 nt
Organism: Trematosphaeria pertusa
Lineage: Eukaryota; Fungi; Ascomycota; Dothideomycetes; Pleosporales; Trematosphaeriaceae
Product: 50S ribosomal protein L2
Exons: 3
Coding region: 52-1173 (373 amino acids)
Biological process (GO): cytoplasmic translation
Cellular component (GO): ribosome; large ribosomal subunit
Molecular function (GO): transferase activity; RNA binding; structural constituent of ribosome
Source: RefSeq, a predicted model, not a curated record
CCCAUUGUGUCCGUCUACGUUGUCCUGCGGCGGUCGUGGCCAUCAGUCGAGAUGUUGCAGCCCAGGAUAUGUCGACUCGGGCCCUCACGUUUCGCGAAGGCGCUCCUUUCCUCUGCUCGCUCCUAUGCCACCGCAAUCGACCAUGUCCCCCCGCCCGCAUUUGAGCCCGCCGUACACGCGGACACCGGUGUCCUACACUCCGAAGGUCCCAGAAAAGAUCAGUUCAUUCCGCUCCGAACGUACAAACCACGCACUCCGGGGUUGCGUCACCUCAAGCGACCCGUCAACGACCAUCUCUGGAAAGGCAGACCGCAUCUAAAGCUCACCAUUGCAAAAAAAGGACAGCAUUUGGGCGGACGAAACAACAGCGGGCGCGUCACAGUCAGGCACAGAGGAGGCGGCCACAAGAGGAGGAUCAGAAUCGUGGACUACAAGCGCUAUCUGCCCGGCAAACAUGUGGUGGACCGAAUUGAAUACGAUCCGAACCGCAGCUCACACCUGGCCCUCAUCACCCGGGUAGAGACGGGCGAGAAGUCCUACAUCGUGGCUGCUGAUGGCAUGCGAGCGGGCGACGAGAUUGAAAGCUUCAGGACCGGUAUUCCACAGGACCUGAUAGAAAGCAUGGGCGGUGUCAUCGAUCCCGGUAUGCUUGCCGCCAAAACCGCCACGCGUGGGAACUGCCUCCCUAUCCACAUGGUGCCCUUGGGAUCGCAAGUCUACAACGUCGGCUCCAAGUCCCACGGGGGCGGCGUUUUCUGCCGAAGUGCGGGCACGUACGCCAUCGUUGUGAACAAGGAAGAGGCAGAGAAAGGGAACGGCGUCGAGAUCAAGAGCGUAAUAGUGCGUCUGCAGAGUGGCGAGCUUCGGAAGAUCAGCCCUGACGCGUGUUGUACCAUUGGAGUUGCGAGCAACCCGCAAGCACACUUCACAUCACUGGGUAAAGCUGGGCGGUCGCGAUGGCUGGGAAGGAGACCUGAAGUUCGAGGUGUUGCCAUGAAUGCAGCGGAUCACCCUCACGGCGGUGGACGAGGUAAAUCGAAGGGUAACGUGCACCCGGUUAGCCCGUGGGGCACUCCGGCCAAAGGUGGCUACAAGACGAGGCACAAGAGGAACAAGCACACGUUUCUCGUCCAAGACCGACCACGCAACCAAGGCAAGCGUAGACCGAGAUAGAGCAGCCACAUGCCUCCAUGUAUCACUAUACUUGUUACCCAAUCUGUAUCAUAUUCGCUUGCAUGGGCACAUGGGCUGCAGGCGUCUCUGGCGAUACAUAGUACCGAAGCCUGUUGGUAUGCUAGACAUGUGGCAGACCAAUGCCUGCAAGCCCUCACCCUCAACCAACUGCUGCGCUUUGCAUGUAUGACACUU